GUACACAGCCCCGAAGCCGCACGAGCAGAGCGCGCGCUCCACAGUGCAGUUCUGAUUACAGUCAGGCUUUUACACCUACAAUGUAAGCGCGCGCUCCUUCAUUUUUUAAGUUUAUUUUUUUUGUGUUUGUGUGCAACAGUGUGUUUUUUUUUUCCCCACCUGUAUUGUUUAUUGUGAUUGGAUUAAUCUUUGGAAAAGACAGAAGAAACCGGAGAGCACCCAACGUCUGCGGGAACUAUGUGAAGAUUUCGUGAGACAUCCUUGGCCGCAGUGUUCCCUCCUCAGCGGCAGACAUGAAGUCUGUUCUGGAUGGCGUGGCGGACACCACCUUCAGGACCAUCACCUCAGGGCUUCAGUACCUUGGGUCCAAUGACGCCAGCUACGAUGACCCCGCGAUCAAUGCUGAUUUUGUCAAGGGCAGCUACUCCUUUCAGAAGCCGCCGUCUGCAUUCCGCAGCAGCUCCUUCCCGGGUAAAGUUGGCCCGGACGAGGAACUCAUCAUUAAAGGGCUUCCCUUUUAUCCCACCAAUGGCACAGAUCUGUUUGGGAACCAGAGCCUUGGGGAGGAAGGGGCCAGUGUGCAGUGUGGGGAAAACUUCAUGGAAAUGGAGUGCUUCAUGAUCCUGACUCCGAGUCAGCAGUUGGCCGUUGCGGUCAUGUCUCUGACACUGGGUACCUUCACGGUUCUGGAGAACCUGUUGGUUCUGUGUGUCAUCUUGCACUCACGCACUCUGCGCUGCAGACCUUCUUAUCACUUCAUUGGUAGCCUGGCCAUGGCAGAUUUGAUAGGCAGUGUCAUUUUUGUCUACAGUUUCUUGGAAUUCCACAUUUUUCAGCACAAAGAUACUCCUAACGUUUUUCUGUUUAAGCUCGGAGGUGUCACGGCAUCCUUCACUGCUUCUGUUGGGAGUCUCUUUCUCACAGCCAUCGAUCGAUAUAUCUCAAUCCAUCGUCCUCUGGCCUAUCGGCGUAUCGUGACUCGAACCAAGGCAGUGAUCGCUUUCUGCAUGAUGUGGGCCAUUUCCAUCUUCAUUGCAGUGCUUCCACUUCUCGGAUGGAACUGCAUAACCUUGACCUCCGUGUGUUCAGACAUCUUCCCGCUGAUUGAUGAACAUUACCUGAUGUUCUGGAUUGGCAUGACGAGCAUCCUUUUGAUUUUCAUCAUCUACGCGUACAUGUACAUCCUGUGGAGGGCCCACCACCAUGCUGUACGAAUGCUUAGUCGGACCUCGCAGAAAAGUCUGGUGGUUUACUCCACAGAUGGCACCAAGGUUCAGACCACCCGACCCGAGCAAGCCCGAAUGGACAUUCGCCUUGCCAAGACGCUCGUGCUCAUUCUGGUGGUUCUGGUGAUCUGCUGGGGCCCCUUGCUGGCCAUCAUGGUGUACGACCUUUUCUGGAAGAUGAACGACGACAUCAAGACAGUCUUUGCGUUCUGCUCCUUGCUCUGCUUGCUUAACUCCACCGUGAACCCCAUCAUUUAUGCAAUGAGGAGUAAGGACCUGCGCCGGGCCUUUAUGGCCAUCUGUCAGAGCUGCAGGAGCAGCAGCAGCAUCUCACAGCAGCUGGAUAACAGCCUGGAGUCGGACUGCCAGAACCGCAACCUGCAGAUCCAUGCCAAACGAGCGGCUGAGAGCUGUGUCAAGACCACUGUGAAAAUAGCCAAAGUGACCAUGUCCGUCUCCACCGACACCUCGGCUGAAGCCGUCUAACGCCCUGGGCAGUUCUUGGGACGUGAAAAAAAAAAAAUGGAAAAGGAAUGAUAAAAGCCAUGUGCUCAAUAUUGGCAUGAGAGCAUGUCCAUUUCAAGUUCAACUGUGGAUCAAUUUGUGACUCGAACAAUCCAAUAUUUAAUCGACAAAAGACAAUAAUGGGACAAGAGGGGGGGGGGGUUCUAACUCAGCACAAAGGGGGCAGGGUCAUUCAUUUCCAUUUUUUGAAUGACGUGCGCCACUGUGGCAUCUUAGUAUUAAAGUGCCAAAAUCGUUCUCUGAAGUGAGGGCAUCAUUCUCAAUCAUGGCAUCAGUUCUUGCAUUGGGACUCUUACUGUGUUUGUUGUGCCAUAUCAAUCAUGCGUGGAUGUCGUGAAUGUUCUCAUGAAGGCUUACUAUAUUUUUAUACUUUGAAAAAUCAGGUUCUUGAACAAUUAUUAUCUUCUCUCAUUUGGGACAAGGGGCUAUUGAUCUUAUCUUUUUCGUAUGACGACGUUUAAGAUGUAAUGUAUGAAGAUAUUGUAAAUACCUGGUAAUACACUGUACUAUAUGUAUAAUCUGUUGAGUAGUGCUUUAAGAUCAAUCGCAAAUCUCGCACUUAUCCGUGAGGUAUGUCUGUUAGUAAUGGUAGUGACACUUACAAACGUUGGGGGACUGUCCUCCAGAACAAAUAUACGGUAACAUGUAAAAAAAAAAAAAAAGUGUGAAUAUUGACUUGAAUAUUGUUCAUUAUCGUGUUAAGUCUUAAUUUAUGUGCCGUUGUUCUGAGCUCUUUAGGACUCCUAUCCUAUUGUUGCUUUUGGGUCUUCUGACUGUUCCAGAGACAGAAUUUUCCUUUAUGGAUCGACUGUUUAGUAAAAUGUGCCGUUUGCUUUGGUACAGUUUGUCGUGUUUAGUGCAUGAUGUGCUGGUUUCUUGAACCCAGAAGGAAGAUAAUGGUGAAAUCACCAGAAGAAGGAAACCUUCCUGUCCUGGUUAACCAACCACAUGGGCUACACUGACCUACAGGAGCAGGGAAAAUACAUGGACAUCUUCGAGUUUAACCAGAAAGUGUAAAUCUUGCUAUUCAUUAAUAACAAUAUUAAACUGUAACGUGGUGUUAUUUUGUGGUUUCUGUUACUGGUGUGGUCAAAAAAAAAACGGGUUAGUCCGUGUUAUGUCUUCUUUUUUUAUUUUGUAUUUUUUUUAUUAUUAUUAUGCAGAACAGUCUCUGGAAUGACGAUUACGUUUCAGAUUUGUUGGAAAUGUUGAUAGGUUUAAAUGGCAAUACUAAUAAUGAUCUCGAGAAAAUGUAAAAACCAGAGACUGAAAAUCAAUCAAUCCAGCUAUACCAUAUUUUAUGUAUUGUGAUAUUAAAAGUAAUGAGAUCAAUCCAAAACUGUUAUGUAUAGCAUUUUUUUUGCUAUACAAAAAAAAAAAAAAGGCAAAACAUUUGCAAGGUUGUGUUAAGAUGGUGAAAAUAUGGUGUGCUGGCUACACCUCGGAUAAGAUAAACGUGUUGGAAAAAAAAUCGAUCAUGGCCGCAGUCGAGUCCUAAAAUAGCAGCAUAAAUAUUAUCUCAUUGCAUCCAAUGCAUCUGGAAGAGCAACCUAUUUUUCCCUAACGCUUCCGCUGUAUAGAUUUGUAAUUAUACAGUGUAUAUUCUAAGAACAAGGUGACUCCGCAGAGCAUGGCGAAUGGGGUCCCUGUGACAGGGCUGAGGUCUAAUAGAUUAAUAUUACAUAUUAAGUCUUGACACAAUCUUUAGUAAUGAUUCGAUAUUGAAUAGCACUUUCCCAUCUCUUCUUCUCAUUUUAAAUAAUUAUAGGCUAGAUUUGCACAAAUGUAACCCUGGCAUUCGGCUAAAUUACGCCAUCAAAAGGGAAUCCUGGAUUUCAGUGCUGAUUAGCUGAUGUCAGACAUGAUCCUUAACUUCCUUACUGACUCUCUGCUUUUUCUGCCAAUAUUGUAUGUGAAGUGGAGAUUAAACACUGGAAAACCCUUCAAAUGACUUCUGUUCCAAAGUGGCACACGGUCUGUACAUGUUGAUGCUGUGACGACUUGUAAAUAAACGCUUUUCAAUGUGGUCUGCUUUAAGAUUUUCAAUAAAGUCACA
Messenger RNA from Clarias gariepinus (North African catfish), 3807 nucleotides. RefSeq names its product cannabinoid receptor 1 (gene cnr1). Lineage: Eukaryota; Metazoa; Chordata; Actinopteri; Siluriformes; Clariidae. The record is from RefSeq and is a predicted model, not a curated record. The transcript has 2 exons. Bases 294 to 1712 code for a protein of 472 amino acids. Gene Ontology annotation, molecular function: cannabinoid receptor activity. Gene Ontology annotation, biological process: G protein-coupled receptor signaling pathway. Gene Ontology annotation, cellular component: membrane.